Malania oleifera is the source of this 3060-nucleotide messenger RNA. Its product is annotated as U-box domain-containing protein 35. Lineage: Eukaryota; Viridiplantae; Streptophyta; Magnoliopsida; Santalales; Ximeniaceae. The coding region runs from base 397 to 2721 and encodes 774 amino acids. The transcript is spliced from 9 exons. Gene Ontology annotation, molecular function: ATP binding; protein kinase activity. Gene Ontology annotation, biological process: protein phosphorylation. The record is from RefSeq and is a predicted model, not a curated record.
CAUUUGUAGAUGGUGGUGUGAGGUGUCUCCUUCCUUGGGAAAAAAAUUCAGAGACAAUUCAGGGCAGAUGGGAAACAGUGCGACGAGGUCAAAAUGCCCCCGCAAAGUGCGUGGCUUGGACAGGGGAGAGUGCAUGGAUCACGGAGUUCGUUAUUUUGGCAGGUAAAAUUCUUCAGGGGUUCAGCUGUCAUGGCAUGGCAUGGCAUCCCUUCAUGCCGACAGCUACCGCUGGUAAGGGAAAGCUUCCCACAAUAUACUUGUAACAACAGUGGUAGCGGUCAAUUGAUUAUUUUGCGGUGUUUCCCGGCGGCUGCGGCGGCCGGCAGCUAGCUAGCCAAGGUGGCUGAGGCUACGAGUGCGAGUAGCCGUAAACUGGCUUCGACGCUUUCCCAUUUGAUGGCCGCGCCGCCGCGCUUUCCUCUGGACAACGGCGGAGCUGCCAACUUUUCUUCCCACACCACCGCCGUCGGCGUCGACAGAGACAAGAACAGCCAACACGCCGUCCGCUGGGCCAUCGAACACCUGAUUCUCCCCAAUCAUCUUCUCGCUCUGGUUCACGUCAGCGGCAGACACUUGCAACAUCAUGAUGGUGCUCCCGCUGACCAUGGGCAUGGGCAUGGCCAUCAACUGCUUUCUGAGGCUGAUGAGAUAGCAAUAUUUGGACACUACCGUGGAUAUUGCGCUCGCAAAGGGAUUAUGGUGAAAGAGAUUGUUCUUGAGGAUCAUGACCCUGCUAAAGCACUUUUGGACUAUGUCAACAACAACUACAUUUCCAAUGUUGUGGUUGGUGCAUCAACAAGGAAUGCCCUCACAAGGAGGUUUAAGAACUCCGACAUAGCAGCCAGUCUAAACAAAUUUGCACCAGAUUUCUGUGCUGUGUAUGUCAUUGCGAAGGGGAAAGUAAUGACAGUCAAAUCAGCCCAGCGCACUGCAGUUAACACGGCAACUCCACCAAGGCAGCCGUAUCCAGCGUGCCUUUCCCCUCAUUUUUCACCUGACCACCAUUCCGAGUCGGAGGAUGCAGCCAGAGCACACUCUGCAAGCAGAGGCAGGAAAAGUAUAGGAUCUGAGAGAGUGCCUAAUGAGAGGGCCAGUGAAAGCAUGAAAAUGCCAGUAAGAGAGAGGCCCAAGAGCACACCAACCAAUUUAUCGUUGGAUAAUGUUGAUCUUACUAUCCGUGGCCCAAGAAGUUCAACUAGCCGCAGUUCCUUCUCUGAUGAUGGUGAUUUUACUGAUCCACUCAAUUUUGGAUCACUUGAUAUGACUACCCAUAAUAUGAAUUUCUCUGGCACAUCGGACUCUUCCAAGGACUCUUCUGGAUCAUUGACACGAGAGCUUGAAACCGAGAUGAGAAGACUAAAACUUGAACUGAAGCAAACCAUGGACAUGUAUAGCACAGCUUGCAAAGAAGCAAUUUCAGCCAAGAAGCAGGCUAGAGAGCUAAGUAAUUGGAAGAUGGAUGAAGCUCGUAGGUUUGAGGAAGCCAGGUUAGCUGAAGAGGCAGCUCUUGCCAUUGCAGAGAUUGAGAAGGCUAAGUGCAAGGCUGCCAUUGAAGCUGCUGAGGCAUCACAGAAGCUUGCUGAGAUGGAAGUGCAGAGAAGAAGGUAUGCAGAGUUGAAGGCGAAGCGAGAGACAGAUGAGAAGAAUCGGGCAUUGAAUGCUUUGGCACAAAAUGAUGUCCGCUAUAGAAAAUAUACCAUAGAUGAGAUUGAAGCAGCCACUGAAAAUUUUGUCGAUUCACUGAAAAUUGGUGAAGGUGGAUAUGGACCUGUGUAUAAAGGCAGACUUGAUCACACUGAAGUUGCCAUCAAAGUUCUAAGGCCUGAUGCUGCACAAGGGAGAAAGCAAUUCCAACAAGAGGUAGAGGUGCUCAGUUGCAUUAGACACCCCAAUAUGGUACUCCUCCUGGGUGCUUGCCCAGAGUAUGGAUGUUUGGUGUAUGAAUACAUGAACAAUGGCAGCUUGGAGGAUCGACUUUUUCAAAGAGGCGGGAGCCCUCCGCUUCCAUGCAAACUCCGGUUCAAAAUUGCAGCUGAGAUUGCAACCGCGCUUCUAUUCCUUCACCAGGCAAAGCCAGAGCCCCUUGUGCACCGGGACCUUAAGCCAGCUAAUAUCCUCUUAGACCGCAAUUAUGUAAGCAAAAUCAGUGAUGUUGGACUGGCACGAUUAGUUCCACCUUCUGUAGCCAACAGUGUCACACAAUAUCACAUGACUUCGGCAGCAGGGACAUUUUGUUACAUAGAUCCUGAGUAUCAACAAACUGGCAUGCUGGGGAUUAAAUCAGAUAUAUACUCACUGGGUAUAGUGCUACUCCAAAUUAUCACUGGCAGGCCACCGAUGGCUCUCAGCCAUCAUGUUGAGAGGGCCAUUGAUAGAGGAAUGUUUGCAGACAUUCUGGAUCCAACAGUACACGACUGGCCCAUUGAAGAAACUCUCUGUUUCGCAAAAUUGGCACUGAAGUGUUCUGAGCUACGGAAGAGGGACAGGCCAGAUCUUGGUACAGUUAUACUUCCUGAGAUCAAGCGGAUACGUGACCUUGGAAACGAAAUUGAUUCAACUCAUGGGAAUGGGUAUAUGCAUUGCCAAGGUUCAUAUGCUCACUACUCAGCUUCACAGUUAAGGUUUUCAAAUUCAAGUGAGCUUGAUAAUCAGGUCUUGAGAAGAACUAGCGAUGGGGGAACUGAUCGAGGAUCUACAUCAGAAGAAAGUAGCAGCAGUUGAUGUCCAAGACCAGACAAUGGGGUUGAAGAACCAAUACAGUUGCAGCAGUUGAAGUUAAAGGCCAGUUAGGUGAUGGGGUUGAAGAACCAAAUUUGAAAAAUUGCAAUUAAAGAACUGAAAAGAUGGUGUCUAAGCCAAAUGAAGAAAAAAAGCUGUAUUUUUAGGUCAUGUUAAGUUUGGCAUUUUUGUUCCACCAGAUGAUAAGAUAAAGAGAAAUGCAUGUCUUCAGGAUUCAUUUGGUGUGGAAAAAUUGUAAAUUCUGAAAACAAUGUUGUGAUUAUAAGGCCCCCCAUGUUUCUUGCCUGCUGCAUAAAAAAUUUUGGCGCCAUGUUUUAACAA